AAUAUAUAUUUUCGUGUGCAAAGUAAGGGCAAGUAAUUUAUUCAAAAUUGCCAAUCAAACGAUGAGCGCACGCUCGGUGUCGCCUAAGGUGCUGCUGGACAUUAGCUACAAGCCAACGUUGCCCAACAUAAUGGAGCUGCAGCAUAAUGUCAUCAAGCUCAUACAGGUGGAGCAGCACGCCUAUAUGCAGCUAAUGGAGCAGCCAACAGCCCACUACAUGCAGCAGCAACAGCAGCAGCAGCAACACCAACAGCAGCAGCAGCAGCAGCAACAACAGCAACAGCAAUAUGCGCCGCUGCCUUCGCUGGCGCCUAAUGCUGCGGAUUAUGCGGCCUAUGGCAUUACAGAGCUUGAGGAUACGGAUUAUAAUAUACCCAGCAACGAGGUGCUCAGCACCAGCAGCAAUCACAGCGCUCAAAGCAGCCUGGAGCUGAACAACAACCAACAUAACUUUGAGCAACAGCAGCAGCAACAGCAACAGCAGCAGACAGGGACACCAGCAGGCGUGGCAGCUACACCCCAGACUCCACAUGGCUACAUGCUCAAUGAGCAUGGCAAAAGGUCGCGCAGCAGCAGCGACUACGAUUGCCCAACGGAUGCGCUGUCCAUGCAACCGGAGCACAAGAAACUGCUGCAGCAACAGCAGCAGCAGCAGCAGCUCUAUGUGGACUAUUUGCCCACCACCGUGGAUGAGGUGGCCGCAGCGCAGACGCAGGCGCAAGCGCCCACACAGCAAAGUGCCUGCCUCUCGCCCCACUCUCACUCCCACUCGCAUUUCGACUUUGCCGCCGACGAGGAGCUGCAGGAUCACAAGGCGCACAUUUUCAAAUACGGCGGAUAUCCGCAGACAAUUGCCCAUCAGCAACAGCAACAACAGCAGCAACAACAGCAGCAGCAGCAACAGCAGCAGCUGCACUUUCAGAGCAGUUAUAGAACCGGUCAAAAUUAUGACGGCUAUGAACCAGCCAACAGUCUGAACGGCAGCGCCUACUCCAGCUCCGAUCGCGAAGACAUGGAAUAUGCGCGCCAAACGGCGCUCAGCUCGGUGGGCGGCUAUGCCAAGGAGGAUGAAAUGGAGGAUAUGUCGCCCACGUGCCUGGGCGACGAUAGCAGCCUGCUGGAUGCUGGCGAUGCAGCCGGCAAGGCGUUUCGCAAGCCGCGACGCCGCCUGAAACGCAAGCCGAGCAAAACGGAGGAAACGGACGAGUUCAGCAACCAGCGGGUCAUGGCCAAUGUGCGGGAGCGACAGCGCACCCAGAGCCUGAACGAUGCAUUCAAGGCCCUGCAACAGAUAAUACCCACUCUGCCGAGCGAUAAGCUGAGCAAAAUACAAACGCUCAAGCUGGCCACAAGAUAUAUUGAUUUCCUCUGCCGCAUGCUAAGCUCCAGCGAUAUAUCGCUGCUGAAAGCGCUGGAGGCGCAAUCGUCGCCAGUGUCGCCCGGCUAUGGGAAUGCCAGCACCCUGCUCAGUGCCGCCAAUGGGGCCGAGGCUGAUCUCAAGUGUCUGCGCAAGGCAAAUGGAGCGCCGAUUAUACCGCCCGAGAAGCUGAGCUAUUUAUUUGGUGUGUGGCGCAUGGAGGGCGAUGCGCAGCAUCAAAAGGCUUAGGCGAG
Drosophila montana is the source of this 1611-nucleotide messenger RNA. RefSeq names its product twist (gene twi). The record is from RefSeq and is a predicted model, not a curated record. Gene Ontology annotation, biological process: regulation of transcription by RNA polymerase II; developmental process. Lineage: Eukaryota; Metazoa; Arthropoda; Insecta; Diptera; Drosophilidae. The transcript has 3 exons. The coding region runs from base 62 to 1606 and encodes 514 amino acids. Gene Ontology annotation, molecular function: DNA-binding transcription factor activity, RNA polymerase II-specific; RNA polymerase II transcription regulatory region sequence-specific DNA binding; protein dimerization activity.